AUGAAUGACACUUUCAUGGUACACACUGGAAUCAACGAUGAAAAUGGUCUGUCCACAGACAAAAUUCAACUUCAGUUGAAAACAACAUUAAGUGAAGAACAACAUUCAACAAGCCAGACACCUUCGCUACAACUCGUGAUUUUACCAAAAACUCAAGAUGACAUUGUGUUUCCAAAUGUUAUCGAUCUGAAUGUUGGUGGCUAUCACUACACCACAAGUUUAUCUACACUGCGAAAAUACGAAGACUCAAUGUUAGCCGUUAUGUUCAGUGGUCGAUAUGAAUUGGUUCGAGACAAAUCAGGACAUAUAUUUAUUGAUCGUGAUGGACGUCAUUUCGGUCAUAUAUUGAAUUAUAUUCGCUGUGAUCAAAUGCCACCUGAAUCUAUGGCAUUAGAUGUCUUACGUGAAGCCGAAUUUUUUUGUAUUAGUUCGUUAAUAACUAAGCUUGAAAGUUCCAGUCCAUGUGUUAUAUCAUUACGCCGACGUGAAUCGUUUCGUCGUUUGAUACCUGAUUAUGAACAUUUGAAGAUGGAUAUUAUCAACAAGUCAGCUGAGAAACAUUCAUCAUUUCAAGAAUCGCGCGUCGUCAUUACACAGCUUGAUCAUACGAAAUUAAAGGGUACAAUACCUUGUUACAAUUGUAGCCGAGAAUUUGUUACAGUUAAUCAUGCGUGUGCUUUCGAUGGUCUUACAGCUGACAUACAAAUUCAACAACAAUUGAAACCUAUUCAGUCAGAUAUACAUAUUGAUAUGGAUAAACUCGUUGCCUUUGUUGUCGACGAAUUGGUCCAUGAUGGUUUCAAGGCUUCAAGUGAACGUGUAACAUGCCGUUUUAGUGUUCGAUGCCAAAGUUGUACCUUGAGCGGUUUAUAUACAGCUGGUGGAAUUUUAGCACCAAGAGAAUGCCAUAAUAUCGCCCAUGUUAUUAAAUUUGUCUGGUCUUAA
Adineta ricciae is the source of this 945-nucleotide messenger RNA. The record is from the annotation of a GenBank genome assembly. NCBI's taxonomy places the organism in Eukaryota, Metazoa, Rotifera, Eurotatoria, Adinetida, Adinetidae.